CAAAAACUCCUUCACUCAACUUUAGACAGUAGUGUUUUAGCCUCAGCUGAAGAAAAAAUAUUGGAGCUGUGUGGCCAGGAAGAAGUGAUCACUUUUUCAGAAUGUUUGCCUCAAAGGUAUAUAUUUAAAACUUUUAAUUUAUCUCUGCUGUUCCUUUUGACCAUGUGAUGGUGUUGAGCAGACAUGCUUGUUGUCUUUAUUUUCUGGUUAUCAUUUCUAUUAAAUCAUACACAUGAUUCAAGGAUAGUUACAACUGUUUCUAUAAAUGAGGACAAGAUAUUUCUCUAAAAAUUAGAAUUCCUGAAGCCAUUUUAUUUUCCACAGAGUAUAAUUUUUUGGUGUGACCUUGCAUGGCUUUUCUUCAUGGUUUAAAAAGUUGGUAACAACUUUGUUGGUUUCAAUUUACAUCUUGUUUUAUAAAGCUAUAACUCGGCAACAUUUAGUUUUACAGCACAAUUUAUUGUAGGUCAUGUCUGGACGUUAGAAUGUCAAUUCAAUCAACCUUUUGCUAUACUUCAUCUGGAAAUCUUGUGCAUUUUUAUGCCAUAUUAAAAGGAAGAGUAGGAAUGUUGAAGCUCUGAUUAAGUUUUAACGCCUGUUUAGCUGUGAUUAUUCAUAUGCAGCCCCGAUUUCUUGAAAAACUUUUCUCUACAGGAUGUUGUCCAAAUGUGUUAAAAUAGGAGAAGGUGUUUAUGGAGAAGUGUUCAGGACGUACUCUGGCAAUCAGUCUUUGGCAUUGAAAGUAAGAGUUUCAGAGAGAAAUUUUAUUUUGGGAUAAAUUAUGAAUAUUACAUUAUAAAGUGAACAUGUUCUUCCUGUUCUCAUCCUUCUGUGUGGAGGAUACAUUUCAAAAUCUUAGGGAUGUUUAAGCUUCUUAGAAGCUUUUCUUUGUGUCAUGCUAUAAAUAUUUUCCUUCAAUCAUUGUUCCUUAACAUCAACACUGCAUUUUCCCCAACAGAUCAUACCUAUAGAGGGAGAUUUCUUAGUCAACGAAUGCCCACAAAAGAAAUAUGAGGAAAUUUUGCCAGAAAUGGUUAUAGCCCAGUGAGAUUGUGUUUCUAUAUUAUUUCAAAUACUUGACUAAUUAUCACUAUCCGGUAAUAGAUCAGUUUAACUUUUAACAUCAAUAUCAAUUUAACAGUCACCCACUGAUUUCUACAAUGUCAGUUGGAUUUCAAGGUCAUUUAAGCUAUAACUUAUAAUUUUGAUGUUAAGGAUUCAAGUUCUGGGCUUAAAAACCCCCAAAAAAUUUACAGUUCCAUGAUAAUUGGAAACAUGAACUUUUUAAUAAAAUACUAAAAAACAUUGGGAUUCAUACAUGUUUAUAUACAUAUACACAUUUAAUUUAUUGUUAUUUUUAAAAAUACUAGUGCGCUGGUUAACUUGAUUUCACCAGACACAUCAAAAAGCUCUGUGUUUAUAUUCCAGAUUGAAAAAAACUUAAUAAUAUUGUACAUCAACAGGGAGCUGAGUAGUCUGGCUGACAGUGAAAUCAACACAUCAGCUAAUUUUUGUCAGGUUAAAAGGUCAGUACUUACCAGAAUGCUUUUUUAAUGUCAUAUGACCAGAAAUAAGACUGUUUUUUUCCUAAUGUUUAUUUAAAAGUUUCCUGUGUGCAAAAAAGAUUUAAUAAAUUUCUUGGUGCUGGAUUAAUGAAUUAAAACAUUCUUGUAGACAUAGCUUUUGUAUUGAAAAUGGCUGUUACUUCAUUAAACUUUGAUCAGUACAGAUCAUUUGGUCAGCAGUGGCUGACAUUGAAUUUUUAUAUUUAAAAUCUGAAUUACUGAGUCAUAUUUAAUAAUCACUUCUUAAUGUGGAUGUUCUUAGAAUGUUGUAUGUCAAGGGACAGUAUCCAGAUGUUCUUUUAGAGCAGUGGGAUCUUUACAGUAAAAACAAACAUUCUGAGAAUGACAGACCAGGUGACAGAUUUUUUUAUCUUAGUUAUAGUUAAGGCUCAGAGGUUUGGUCAAAUUAAAUUUAGUUAAGACCAGUGUAGGAUUUGAAUCUGAUUUCCAAACAACUUCUUUCUUCAAUCCAGAAAAGAGGCAUGUCUGGAUUACUUGAAAUAUUUAACUUUUCAAAAUCUGCGUACAGGAUUAAACAAAUCAAUGUAUUCUUUUAAAAGUUAUAUCUUAAAACAUUGGCGCUCAUACCGACAACAGGCAUAUAUUUUUCUGGUGGAUUUUUAGUAGUUUUAAAUUUCUAUUAUUAGGUAGUGUUUUUUAUGAUUCCUUUAAGGCUGCGGACUAUUCGUACCCGGGUACCAGAAGCGAGAGUGUUUGGAAUUAAAAAACUAUUUUAAAUAUUAUUGUUGGGUUUGUAAGACUAAAUGAGGUAUCAAAUGAAAGAUAAUUGAAUGGACUAUAUGUUUUUAAACCUACUUAUUCAGUUUAAUUAAAUAAACUACCACAAAUGACAUCCAAAUAGCACUGAGUCUAAUGGUACCCGGGUGCGAAUGGCGGUGCUGCGUGGCUGGGUCCAUUUUGGCUCAAUGCUAUUCGGAUGUCAUUUGUGGUAGUUUAUUUUAGUUAAACUGAAGAAUUAAGUUUACAAAAAUAUAGUCCAUUCAAUUAUCUUUCAUUUGAUUCCUCAUUAUGAGCACCAAUGUUUUCGAGUUAAACUUUUUAAAGAAUAAAUUGAUUUGUUUAAUGGUGUACCCAGAUUUUGUACAAAUAGCCAUUUCGUUCCUUUAAGCACAGAUAUUAUACGUUUUAUAACUUUUUAUUCCAAAUUAUGAAAGUAAGAUUAAAUAGUCAAUGAAUUUGCAUAAUUUUAUAAACGAUUAACAUGGCUUUUAAAAAAACAUCUUAUUUAUACCUUUCCAGACAUCUUUCCUGAAAGUCAGCUGUUCAUUGUCUUUGAGUUUCAUGAUGGUGGCUGUGCCCUAGAGAAAUUCAAAGUAAGAUUUCCAAAUAAAAUAAAUAAAUGUUUUCAUAUUUUUGUAGUUAUUUUAAUGAAGGGACAGCUGGGGAUUAGUUAUGUUUAUUAUUUAUUUUGCUAUGAAAUGAGCAUCGUGGAUUAUUUAUAUUAUAUUUUAUAUUUCAUAAUAAUUUAUAGUUAUAUGCAAAUGGAGAGUCUUUGGGCUGAUUUUAUUGUAGUCUCCACAUGCAAAGUAGGAAGUACAAGGUUCUAGUUGAUAUCAAUUUCAUUACGAGACCUUUGUUUCACUUAAUUUUUUCCUGUCAAGCUCCACAAUCUGUGCCAUUGAUUAAAAUAUUUUGAUCCUACAAUUUGGGAGUUGACUGGCUUGUCUCCCUUAACUCCCUUUUAAAAAAAAAACUAUUUGAAAUUAUUUAUUUGUAGAAAUUAGUGGAGUAGUGCCUCAUUUUGGCUCCCCUUAGGUGCACUGUCCAACUGCUAGUCUGACAAGCAUAACUUUUUUGUUGCCUAUUAUCAUAAUCUACUUUUUUUAUAGGGAACCAACAUAAUAUUUUUUCUGUUAGAAUGGAGAAAAAAAUAUUACAAUUAUCCACAGAACUAGCAAGAAAGGAAUUUGAGUUUGUACUUUCAUUAUUAGUCUGCAUAUUUUAUCUGUUCUCACACACACAGCGGAUACUGUUAUUGCACUUGACACGAAUGGUGUUAGGUUUUUGAACACGUUUGACAUUUUAGCCAAAAAAUAUUUGUCCCUCCUAGAGUUUCUCUGCUAUUAAAAUGUAAUUUGUAAUUACAAUGUAAUUUUACUAACAUUUACUUAUUUUUUAAUAACCCAGAUAUUUCCCCUAGAAAAAAAAAUAUUUUUGCUGUUUUCUUUUUCUCUCUAGUUCAACAACCAUCUUGAAGCUUUCAGUGUUUUGAGGCAGGUUGUAUUUGCGCUGGCUGUUGCAGAGGAAGCUUUGUGUUUUGAGCACAGAGACCUUCAUAUCGGAAACAUUUUAGUAAAGCCUUGCAAAGAAAAGAAUGUUACUUUUCAGUUAAAAGGAGAGCUUCACACAUUUCCUUCUUGUGGUGUGUUUGCAACCAUAAUUGACUUCACCAUAUCACGUCUGGAAAAAGGUCAGUUUGUAUGUUCUUAUCAGUAAGAUGAACAUAUUCUUGUAUUGUUGCGAGACCAUUUAAAAAAAAUAAAAAUAAUCAGAAUUCUGACAUGCUAAACUGGAAUGUAUUAGACACAUGCCUUUAAAUAUAACAAUAGACAUUAUGUAAAUGAAAUGGGUCUUUUUGAAAUCAUCGAGAACUCCUAAGCAAUGAAGUAAUGCAACAGUUAUCACCCUUUAUGGAAAGUUAAUUAUUAAAUGGAAAAUGUAUCAUUAAAAGAGUCAAGAAUUCAGUAGUCCAUUUAAGAUAACAAGAAUGUUACAGAAAGGAACCUCAAACUUCUUGAGUAUGGACAAAGCUUAAUCUUAAGUGCAAAUUUGUUAUUUUCCUUUUCCUUUACCUCUUUGACCAUGAUUGAAUAACUUUAAUUUGAUUCUAUAGAUGGCUGUGCUGUGUUUUGUGAUGUGGCUACUGACGAUGGCUUGUUUGAAGGCACAGGUGAUUUCCAGUUUGAUGUAUACAGAGAUAUGAAGACAGAAAAUGGGUAUGUGCUACAUGAAAACACUGUCCAUUCUCAAACAUAUCUCCAUUUGUUUUAUUUAUACUCACUUGUCUCCCCUUUCACUAUUUUUUUAAUAAAAAUUGGUUUUUUAAAAUAAUUGUAUUACAAUGGUAAUUUUUACAUUAAGGAGAAAUUGGAAUUUCGCUUCAAGCUGCCUAUCCUUUGGACUUGUUAAUUACUUGUUCUUGGAAAUACAACUGUUAUAUUUUCAUUUUGUAAAUCACUUUACCCACAUGAUAUCAAGUGUUGAAAAAAAAAAAAAUCUUUUCACAGCAAUAACUGGGAGCCAUUUCAACCUCACUCCAACAUUCUGUGGGUCAACUACCUCUGCAAAAAAAUGGUUACUUUCAUUAAG
Molecule: messenger RNA, 4895 nt
Organism: Lymnaea stagnalis (great pond snail)
Lineage: Eukaryota; Metazoa; Mollusca; Gastropoda; Lymnaeidae
Source: the annotation of a GenBank genome assembly